Exophiala xenobiotica is the source of this 2825-nucleotide messenger RNA. RefSeq lists its product as hypothetical. Gene Ontology annotation, biological process: termination of RNA polymerase II transcription. The coding region runs from base 562 to 2457 and encodes 631 amino acids. The record is from RefSeq and is a predicted model, not a curated record. The transcript has 2 exons. Gene Ontology annotation, molecular function: mRNA binding; RNA polymerase II complex binding; phosphatidylinositol binding. NCBI's taxonomy places the organism in Eukaryota, Fungi, Ascomycota, Eurotiomycetes, Chaetothyriales, Herpotrichiellaceae. Gene Ontology annotation, cellular component: mRNA cleavage factor complex; cytoplasm.
CACCGAUCAACUUUAAUUCAUCUGCCUCACCCUUCCUUUUAAACCAUCCCAAUGAUUUGAAUAGACACAUUCACCGAAUAAGUCGACCCACUAUUCUAUUCAUCACCGGUUCGAGUACUAUUGAAAAUCCUGAUGAUCCCCGCUGCGGCAGAUCCGUCCGACUGAGUCAGGCAGACUGGUGCCACCCUAUUGUUCUGCUUUGGUUACUCCCAUUCAUGACUUGGAACAAUCGAAAGAGCUUGGUGGAUCGAAACACAGGGUUUCUAGCAGCAUUGGGAUUAUGUGGAAUCUCCAGAAAAAUCUCCAGAAAAUCAUUGCAUUGCGCGAGGGUUUAGAUAGCCAAAAGAUACCAGGACAUUCCUCUUUUCGUUGUCUCCCAGGCACUUCUGUCCGACAGCAAAUUUGAAGAGCUUUCGCUGGCUCACCGACGUGACACUGAGAACCCUCAGUUCGUCUACAUGCUACCAGCCCGUUUGACUGAUUUGAGCCUCGGUCGGGUUCUGAUCUACUCCCACUUUUCUCAAUCUCCGUCUGCGGUCUGAUCUCUUUUACUCCAUCAUCAUGUCUGGGUUGCCCUCUGACGAGGUUGCUGAAGACUACAAAGGUUCUCUGGAAGAUCUUGUGACCAACGACAGAUAUCAAAUCUCCAACCUCACGUUGAUCGCAAAAGAGAAUAUUGAACACGCUGAAGCGAUCUCGCGAGUUCUACAAAAUCACAUUAAUCGAGCUCCUCCAGCACGGAAACUGCCAGCGCUGUAUGUGCUGGACUCGAUUGCCAAAAAUGUGGGAUCGCCUUAUACCGUAUAUUUCGGCCGCAAUCUUCACCAGAUUUUCAUGCUUGCCUAUUCCCAGGUCGAUGGCAAUGUUCGGCGGAAGCUGGAGGAGAUGCUGAAAACAUGGCGAGAACCCGUUCCCGGCUCCCUAUCCACGACACCUGUUUUUCCUCACCCUAGCACGCAGACGAUAGUCGAUAGCCUGAACAAGUUUCGGGGUCCCACGCCAUCAGCUAGCCGCUAUCAGUCUACUCCAGUGCAUGCCGCUCCAGCAAGAGUAGCGUCUGCCCAGCCUUACCGUCAUACGCCCACACCUCCUCAGAGUCUACCACCUUUCAAUCCAGUUAUCCCUUCGCACAUCAGAAGUCCGCAACCCCAAGCAGCAACACCCCAGCAAGCAUACCAACAGACUCCGCCUACCUCUUACGCUCAGCCAUAUCCAGCUCAGAUGAACCCGUUCUACCCUCAGCUCCCUCAGACUUCGCAAUUCCCGGCGCCCACUCCGCAACCUCGACCUGUCUCUGCCGGAUCUGUAGACCUCCAGAAAUUGCAUGCCGACAUUGACGACCUGACGACUGACGCGAAGAUCGAAUGUGCCACUCACCCUAUGGAUCAAGCGGCACAGAGAAAGUUGGCCAGCCUACAAACCUUGAAAGAGAUCCUCGACAGUGGGAACGCGUCUGAAAGCGACUUGGUCGAUAUCCGGAACACCAUUAUGCAGAAGAUGGCCGAGAAAUUAGCAGCUGCUCAAGCCGCCCCAGCCCAACCACCAUUUCCAGUACUGCCGGCUAACCCUCUAUCGAGCACAUAUAUGCCGCCACAACCCCCUGUCCCGCCAUCGGCUCCAAACGCUCUGUUCAACAGUACCAACUUGGCUGAACUACUACGGGCCACUGUCGGUCAGCCGCAACAAGCCGCAACACCGCCGAAUUACUAUGCGCCCCAACCUAGUAUCAGCGCUCCUCAAGGCGGUCCACAAGCCCCUCCACCAGCCUCGGAAAAUCCGUUUCUUGCGCAACUACGUGCUUCAGGGCUUCUGUCCGCCGCGCCGACACCACCUUUGCCCACGCUCGCUUUUGGAAUGGAUAAAAUGUCCGAAGUCACCUUGACCUCUGCGUCGAUCAAGAUAUCACGCCCGCACUUGAUUUCCGCCUUUCUCAACGCUCGGCCGAAUCAGUGUAGCACAUGCGGCAAGAGAUUCACUUUAGACGAUAUAGGGAAGGAGAAAAAGGCGCGACAUCUUGAUUGGCAUUUCAAGACCAAAGCAAGAAUGCUCGAAGCCGAGAAACGUGGUCAAAAUCGGAGUUGGUAUGUCGAUGAACGAGAAUGGAUCGCGAGUAAAGAGUACGAGGACGACGCAGGACCAACAGAUGCAAAUGCCAAUGGUGCUGCAGCGGCUGAGAAGAAGAAGACUCAAGACUUUGUCCGGGUACCGGCGGAUCCUGUGCUGCGAUCGUUGCCAUGUCCGAUCGAUCAGGAACCGUUCAAGAGUGAGUGGAGCGAGGAGGUACAGGAUUUUAUCUGGAAGGAUGCCGUCCAUGUCGGUGGCCGCUAUUACCACGCCAGCUGUUAUGCCGAAGUAACAAAAGGUCGAGAGAAGGAGGGUGUCUCGACUCCUGUCGGCGGAAGCAGGAGGGUGGCGACUCCCGACUCGGUAUUGGGAAAGCGAAAGGCCGAGGUAUGAUGAUUUCUGUCUGCGUCAUGACAGAGUUGAAGUUGACCGGAAAGCAGGAUGUAUCAAAUGAGACCAAGUCCAGAAUCAAACUGGAAAGGGUGCAGCCAGUGUGAAGUUUGAAGCAGUCAAGAAGCGUUGAAUGGUGUUUCACGAGAGCGGCAUCUACAGACAUAUAACGAGAUACUAGGCAGUUGCAUUGCGAGCGAAGGGGUCUUACUAGAUCAUUGGGUUAUGAUGGGUUGGUUCCGAGCGAGCAUUGUGUGCUGGUAGAAAGAUGACAUGCGUCAAAAAUUACUACAAGUAACCACUACCAAUACCAUCAGGUAUAUCACAGUCACCACAGUACACAGCAGUUGUAUAAGUCUCGGACAUAAGCC